GAAAGAGUUUUCCGGUUGCUGAAGGAGUCUCCAGGGCAACCAUUUUUUUCUGCCAAUCUCAGCCUUGUCCUUCGCGUGAAGCCUCUUGGGAGAUGUAGUCCUUGUUGCGAAGGCCACAAUGCUCCGCGGUGGAUGCGGCGGACCUUCGGUCAGGCGGGGCUGUGCGCUGCCCAGCCCCUAAGAGAGCCCGGGAUUCCAGUUCCCGCAACCCUCGGAAGGUUCAGUCUUCAUGAGGCUAGGACGGUGGCGGUGUAUCGGGAUGCGGUUCCUGUUUUUAACGCUGAUAGCCUUUGCCUGCUUUGAGAGCGGGACCCCUGUCAACGGGGGCUGGGAGCUGAGUGGGCACCUGGCCCUAGAAGAAGAGGAGCAGUGUACGGUGGAUCGAAGAGCAAACCUAACUUAUGCAGAAUUCAUCCAUCAAUACGCCUUCUCUAGACCUGUCAUUCUACAAAGACUCACUAACAACUCGCUGUUCCAGGACUUGUGUUCCAAAGAGAAGCUUCUGGCGGAAUUUGGGGACUUCAGGAUACGACUGAGUACCGCUAACACAUAUUCUUAUCAGAAAGUGGACCUCUCUUUCCAAGAAUAUGUGGAACAGUUGCUGGAGCCUCAAGACCCAAAAUCCCUAGGGAAUGAUACACUUUACUUCUUUGGGGACAAUAACUUCACUGAGUGGGGUGGAUUGUUCCAGCACUACUCCCCACCUCCUUUUCGUCUCUUGGGCACUAAGGCGGCCUACAGUUUUGGAAUCGCAGGUGUUGGCUCUGGAGUACCCUUCCAUUGGCACGGGCCAGGUUAUUCUGAGGUGAUCUUUGGACGAAAGCGCUGGUUCCUGUAUCCUCCAGAGAAGAGGCCUGACUUUCACCCCAACAAAACUACCUUAACCUGGUUACGGGACACAUACCCAGCACUCCCGAUCACUGAACGGCCCCUACAGUGUACUGUCCAGGCUGGUGAGGUGCUGUAUUUCCCUGACCGUUGGUGGCACGCCACCCUGAAUCUGGACACGAGUGUCUUCAUCUCUACGUUUCUGGGCUAGAAGUAACAGCAUCCUCCAGGUUGAGGCUGAUCUGUUGCCACCUCUGACUCUGAGUGCUGUUAAUUUAUUGCCACAAUUUCCCUAUAAUGAAGUAAUGGUGCUGGC
Sarcophilus harrisii (Tasmanian devil) is the source of this 1144-nucleotide messenger RNA. It is a transcript of the gene JMJD8, whose product is annotated as jumonji domain containing 8. Gene Ontology annotation, cellular component: cytoplasm. Lineage: Eukaryota; Metazoa; Chordata; Mammalia; Dasyuromorphia; Dasyuridae. The transcript is spliced from 9 exons. The coding region runs from base 230 to 1039 and encodes 269 amino acids. The record is from RefSeq and is a predicted model, not a curated record.